UAGCUUUGACGUUUUGCCGUCACGAAGAUUGGAAUAAAAAAAAAUAUCAAAAACAAAACUCGCCGUAAAGUGUUGGGAAGUUACGUGAAAGGUGGACCCCUAGGAGUUGCGGGCCAAUUUAGUGUAAUUGUGUAUGAAAACGUGCUCUGAUUAGGCACGCCUUCAUAUAUCCGUCCCGCCACGAGUCACCCGUAAUGACGAUAGGCAGUCUUCAUUGACCAAAGUGAUUGGAAGGACACUACGAGAUGGCACUGCUUGGCGCACAACUAGUCAUUACGCUGAUCAUGGUCAGCGUAAUCCAGAAGCUUAGCCCGCACUUUUCGCUCGCCAAAUGGAUACUCUGUUCGACCGGGCUGACACGGUACCUGCACCCGUCGGACGACGAGCUCCGGAAGCUAUCCGGUGUGCCGCGGGAAAAGACCAAAGCGAAAAAGGAUAAGCGAAAUGGCCAGCAGGCUAAUGGUGACAAAACAGGCACAUUUCACGUUCCCCGCAGCUUGGACAUUCAGCUGGACACGAUACCAAUUGCAUCGUACGACAUCGUGCAUUUGCGGUUCUACACGGAAUAUCAGUGGCUGGUCGACUUUAGCUUAUACUCUGCCAUCGUGUACACUAUUUCUGAGGUUUAUCACUUUUUCUUCCCGCUCAAGGAGGAAAUUAAUCUAAGCAUGCUGUGGUGCCUUCUGGUUGUAUUUUUUGCAUUUAAACUUUUAGCUUCACUCACCGUGCAGUACUUCCAAAGCGAAGAGUCGAUAGGAGAACGUUCGACCUGCAUCGUGACAGGGUUGGUGUACCUGUUGAUUGCCAUGAUGAUUCUGAUCGUGCCCGAGCAUACGCUGGAAGUCGGUCUCGACAAAGCAUAUCAAAGCUUCAACCAAAGCGCUUCCAGCUUCCUCGAGGGACAGGGACUCAAUUCUUCUGGACCAGCAUCUAAGAUAGUUGUUAAGUUUUUCAUCGCAGUCAGCUGCGGCAUCCUUGGUGCGCUUUUCACCUUCCCUGGACUGCGAAUGGCGCGUAUGCAUUGGGACUCGUUGAAAUUUUGUAAAGAUCGCGUGUGGCUGAAGCUACUCCUUAACGUCAGUUUCGCAAUGCCAUUCCUCUUGGUUAUCCUGUGGGUGAAACCGUUGGCCAGAGAUUAUCUCACUUCGCGAGUGUUCUCCGGCAUGACUGCUCCCAUCCUCUCAACCGAAGCGUUCGAAACCAUGCGGCUUGCGGCCGUUGUUGUGGCGGUGGUUCUCCGGUUCCUGCUGAUGCCCGUCUACCUGCAGGCCUAUUUGAAUCUCGCCUACGAGCGGGUGGAAGAGCAGAAAAAAGAAGCCGGUCGCAUCACGAACGUUGAGCUGAAGAAAAAGAUCACAUCCAUCUUCUAUUACCUUUGCGUCGUGACGCUCCAGUACGUGGCACCCAUCCUGAUGUGUUUGUUCUUCGCGCUGAUGUACAAAACACUCGGCGAGUACACCUGGUCGGGCGUCUUAAAGCAGUCGAUGCCACUGGACGAAUGUUCCGCCGAGCUGGAAUACGAACAGUCGCUCCUAGCGACGAUCGAAAAGGCGACCGUAGAAACGGCCGAGUUUGCCGGGGUCACUCCGGAAGGUGAACCGACGACAGUGGAGCCGAACAUUCUUACCACCGCCCAAAGCUUCCAGCUGUCGAUGCAGAGCCUAAAAUCAGUGUUCACCAAGGACGUGUACCGCGGUCUGUUCGGCUUUGCCACGUGGUGGAGUUGCUUCAUUUGGUUUGCGGCGUCCUCGCUCGGUAUGGUCUAUCAGUCAUACUUUACCAAGUCGUGAAGCGUUCCGGUUUCGCAGCGACCGACGAUCUCCUAGCCGAUGUAGUAACACUGUACAUACGAAGGACUCAUCAACGCCAAUCGGUAUCGCCACUGUUCGUUUCUCUACAUACUUUGUUGCAUUUGUUGGGGCCCCCAUCGUGUACGGCCGGCAUCGUCCAUGCGCUCAAGCAACGUCAAUCAGACAAACUAGUUUUAAACCCAUUCAUUGCGCAGCAUACUUUGAUUUGUUUUUUUGGUAGUGACUCCAUUGAAAGGGAUGCAUUUUGUGACGGCGGGUCUCGUUUCUGUUUUUCGUUGUAGUGUUUAUUAUGAUUUCGUUUUCCAUCCUUGUUUCGCUGUGGUGAAUCAAGCAUGAAAAGUCAUUAGGGUAGACAGGAUCCACCAAAUAAAGUGUCAAUAAAAGCGUUUUACUCUACAAAA
This is a messenger RNA of Anopheles coustani, 2212 nucleotides long. It is a transcript of the gene emei, whose product is annotated as transmembrane protein 161B. Lineage: Eukaryota; Metazoa; Arthropoda; Insecta; Diptera; Culicidae. The transcript is spliced from 7 exons. Bases 246 to 1790 code for a protein of 514 amino acids. The record is from RefSeq and is a predicted model, not a curated record.